AAAACCAACGGCUACUAAAUUUUUCUUCAACGUACAAAAAUCAAUAGUAGCCGUUAUCCAUUCAAAUAAAAAAAUAAAACACAUAACAAAAUCCAAAUCUCACUCACUCACUACUCUCAUUAUUAAUCAAACCAACUCAACUCAGCUUCUUCAUCAUCUUCAUCUUCUUACUAAUCUCAUCCAUUUUUAAAAACGCCAUUUCCAUUUCCAUUUUCUCCAAAUCCAAAAACAGUUUUCAAAAAUGAACGACUUAAUGACCAAAUCCUUCACCAACUACAUCGAUCUCAAAAAAGCUGCCAUGAAAGAUCUCGACCUCGAAGCCGGCGGCGGAGGCGCCGCCGCCGUCCAAAUGUCCUCCGGCGCCGCCGUGAUGGACACAGAUCUCGGCUUAUUCCUCAAAGAAGCAGAGAAAGUAAAAGAAGAAAUGAACACACUCCGUCAAAUUCUCGAACAACUUCACCAAGCGAAUGAAGAGAGCAAAUCUCUUCAUAAAUCCGAAGCCCUAAAAUCGCUCCGAGAUCGAAUCAAUUCCGACAUCGUUUCCGUUCUGAAAAAGGCUAGAUCUAUCAAAUCUAAGCUCGAGGAGAUGGACAGAGCAAACGCCGCUAACAAAAGACUCUCCGGACAGAGAGAAGGUACUCCGAUUUACCGAACGAGAAUCGCUGUAACGAGUGGAUUGAGGAAGAAAUUGAAGGAGUUGAUGAUCGAUUUCCAAUCGCUUCGGCAGAGGAUGAUGUCGGAGUAUAAAGAAACCGUUGGGAGAAGAUACUACACCGUUACAGGGGAAACUCCGGGAGAUGAGGUGAUUGAGAAGAUCAUUUCCGAUGGAGGAGAUCAGCAAUUUUUGGAGAGAGCGAUUCAGGAACACGGAAGGGGGAAAGUUCUGGAAACGGUGGUUGAGAUUCAAGAUCGGCACGAAUCGGCUAAGGAAAUUGAGAAGAGUCUUUUGGAGCUUCAUCAGGUGUUUUUGGAUAUGGCGGUUAUGGUUGAAGCUCAGGGAGAUCAGAUGGAUGAUAUUGAACAUCAUGUGAUGAAUGCUUCGAAUUAUGUUAAGGAUGGGAGUAAGCAAUUGAAGAGUGCGAAGGAGUAUCAGAGAGGGAGUAGGAAGUGGAUGUGUAUUGGGAUUAUUCUUCUGUUGCUUAUUAUUCUUGUGAUUGUUGUUCCGAUUGCUACUAGUUUCAGCUCUUCUUAGGGUUUUGAAGAAGAAGAAGGAGUUCUCAACUGGUUUGGUUGAGUGGAGAAGAUGAAGUUAGGGUUUGGAAUUCUUUUCUUUUCUUUUUAAGUGUUUUUUUACUGUUCUUUUUUUGGGUUCAGUUUAAGUUUCUUACUUAAUACUCUAAUUGUUUGAAUAUUCAUUUUGUGAAGUAAUAUCAUAUAUCAUAUUUGUUGUAUUA
This is a messenger RNA of Cannabis sativa, 1394 nucleotides long. Its product is annotated as syntaxin-related protein KNOLLE. Gene Ontology annotation, biological process: intracellular protein transport; exocytosis; vesicle fusion. NCBI's taxonomy places the organism in Eukaryota, Viridiplantae, Streptophyta, Magnoliopsida, Rosales, Cannabaceae. Gene Ontology annotation, cellular component: SNARE complex; endomembrane system; plasma membrane. Bases 242 to 1192 code for a protein of 316 amino acids. The transcript has a single exon. Gene Ontology annotation, molecular function: SNAP receptor activity; SNARE binding. The record is from RefSeq and is a predicted model, not a curated record.